AUGGCACCAAACCAGAAAACCGCAAGAAAACCCAGAGUCAGCCGAAACCCCGAACUGAUCAGGGGUAUCGGAAAAUACUCCAGGUCCACCAUGUACCACAAGAGGGGACUCUGGGCCAUCAAGGCCAAAAACGGCGGUACUUUCCCCCGCCACGAUCCAACUCCUAAGCCUGAAGCUCCAGUUGAAAAGGCCCCCAAAUUCUACCCGGCUGAUGACGUCAAGAAGCCACUCCGCAAUAAGCACAAACCAAAACCCACCAAGCUCAGGGCUAGCAUUACUCCAGGAACAAUUUUGAUUCUUCUUGCGGGAAGAUUCAAGGGGAAGAGAGUAGUGUUUCUCAAACAACUUCCUUCUGGACUUCUCCUAGUUACUGGCCCAUUCAAGAUUAAUGGAGUACCCUUGAGGCGUGUGAACCAAUCAUAUGUCAUCGGCACAUCAACUAAAGUAGAUGUAUCUUCGGUCAACGUUGAUAAGUUUGAUGACAAAUACUUCUCAAAGGAAUCUGCAAAGAAGACAAAGAAAGGAGAGGGUGAAUUCUUUGAGGCAGAUAAGGAGGAUAAAAAAGUGCUUCCCCAGUCAAAGAAAGAUGAUCAAAAGACUCUUGACGCUGGUUUGCUAAAAGCCAUUGAAACUGUUCCCGAUUUGAAGACUUAUCUUGGUGCAAGGUUUUCCUUGAAGGCAGGAGUGAAGCCUCACGAGUUAGUAUUCUAG
This is a messenger RNA of Lathyrus sativus (Indian pea), 711 nucleotides long. Lineage: Eukaryota; Viridiplantae; Streptophyta; Magnoliopsida; Fabales; Fabaceae. The record is from the annotation of a GenBank genome assembly.